This is a messenger RNA of Brettanomyces bruxellensis, 783 nucleotides long. RefSeq lists its product as uncharacterized. The transcript has a single exon. The record is from RefSeq and is a predicted model, not a curated record. The coding region runs from base 1 to 783 and encodes 260 amino acids. Gene Ontology annotation, molecular function: intramolecular phosphotransferase activity. Gene Ontology annotation, biological process: glycolytic process. NCBI's taxonomy places the organism in Eukaryota, Fungi, Ascomycota, Pichiomycetes, Pichiales, Pichiaceae.
AUGCCACAUCUUAUCGUUCUUAGACACGGAGAAUCCGAGUGGAACAAGACAAACAAGUUCUGCGGAUGGGUGGAUGUUUCGUUGAGUGAUAAUGGUAAAAAGCAAGCCGAGAGAUCUGCGGAAUUGUUGUUGAAGCAGAAAGAAGUUGGAAAGCCUGACAUCUGCUUCACAUCCAGGCUCACAAGAGCAAAUCAGACUGCAGAGAUUAUCUUGGACAGGAUGCACAGAUUGUUUAUAGACACAGAUAAGACUUGGAGGCUUAAUGAGAGGCAUUAUGGAGCAUUCCAAGGCAGAGAUAAAACAGAAGUGUUGGCAGAGGUUGGCAAGGAAAAGUACAUGUUUGUGAGGCGUGCCUACACUGGUUGUCCACCGUUAUGCGAUCCAGAUGCAGAAUGCAGGAGUUUGGAUGACAGGUACAACUUGGAUGCCGAGGAUGAGAAGAAAUUGGGCCUAAGUGGAGGCGAAAUGCCUCGAGGCGAAUCUUUGGAGAUGGUAGUCGGUCGUUUAGUGCCCUACUACAAGGCAGCAAUUGAACCGGAGCUUGCCAAGGGAAGAACCGUUCUGGUGGUGACGCAUGGUUCUGUUGUGAGAGCUUUGUUGAAGGUGCUAUACUCGAUAAGUGAUGAUGAUAUCUCCGAGGUCAAUAUUCCAAACGGUAUUCCUAUAAAGAUAGACUUGGAUGCCGAGACGUUGAGGCCAAGAAAGGACAUGUGGGAGUAUCUUGAUCCAGAGAGGGCCAAGGUUGAGGCCGAGAAGGUCCGUUUACAGGGUUUCAAGAAAUGA